AUGCCAGUUGUGGCUAAAAAGCAGACCCCUAAAAAGACAGUUAGAAAGCGAGUUCAGAGAAAAAAGUCGCUUAAGGAAAAGGCCCCGGAUGGCGAUAUUCUUCCUAGAGUGAAGGUUGGAGGCAAACUCCCCCCACGCCUCAAGCACCCUGUGAUGGUCGACUCUCCAGUCAAAGCAAGAAAUAAUAUCAAGCCAGAGGAGAUGUGGCCGGAGAGGCGCUGCCAGAGCCCAGUUCAACUUCUCCCGAUGGAGGCACCAGUUUUUGUCAAAGGCACAGAGCUAGGGUUGCCAGAACUGAGCAAGGAAACCAAACCCGAACUAUCGCCUCGAGUUGGGGAUCUGUCAUCCCACCGUCUUCCUAAGAUAUACCUCGGUGAUUCCUCGCCUACACCGCGCUGGCUGAUUCGACGGGCUAAUCCAGAGGCUGAGCAACAUGCAUCGCCCAGGUCUUCUGUAUCAAGCUCCUCCCGGCAUUCACAAUUAGGGCAACUGCGCUGGGAAUUUGACCCCGGACUACCCGCUACGCAUGGGCAGGAUGAGAGCCGGCUACGCGAUUAUGCAUACCAGUAUCUUCUGAAUUCGCUUUGUGAUCCCAUCGUUCGGGACGAGAUGAGGGAAAUGAUUUGGAAUAGCUUUUAUGCGCCAACAGUUGCCCAUGUUGAAGAUCCGUUACCAAUCCCUCCACCUCCGCCACAUUUCAAAGAUCAGAGAUCCUUAGAUUAUGUGACUCUUCGGCCACCAAUAUCAGCUUCCAACCCCGACGAUUACCAUUUCAUGUAUCCCAGUUAUGAGCGCCCAUACCUUGCCGCCAGGGCCUAUCAAAGCAAUUACACACCCGGCAUAAGCCACAGUUCGCGUGGUUCCAGUGGCAGCUAUAUCAGUACUAGAUCGAGUAUCGGCGAGAGCACUCGCACCAGCUCAAGCGUCAGUACCAACCCCAAAGACUACAUCCCAGAAUACCACGACGUGCUUAACGACGACAAUACCCACCAUUUCGGACCAAGUGAGUAUAAGUGGAUUUGGAUUGUCCUCACAGUUCUCAUUCUAGCCAUGUUCCUAUGUCUCUUUCUCUAUGCAUUUGGGAUCCUGCAAUGA
Aspergillus puulaauensis is the source of this 1095-nucleotide messenger RNA. RefSeq lists its product as uncharacterized. The coding region runs from base 1 to 1095 and encodes 364 amino acids. The transcript has a single exon. Lineage: Eukaryota; Fungi; Ascomycota; Eurotiomycetes; Eurotiales; Aspergillaceae. The record is from RefSeq and is a predicted model, not a curated record.